CCCCCCUAUAUAAAUGCUUCUCCUGCGCCGUCGUUUCCCUCUUCCAUCCUUCGCUCGCUCCGCCGCCGCCGCCGCCGCCUCCUCCUCCUCGGCGCCUCUCCGCCGCCGCCUCAGCCAUGGUGAAGUACUCGAGGGAGGCGAACAACCCCACCAAGUCCUCCAAGGCCAUGGGCCGGGACUUGCGUGUGCACUUCAAGAACACCCGUGAGACAGCUUUUGCUAUCAGGAAGUUGCCUCUGGGCAAGGCCAAGAGGUACCUUGAGGAUGUGAUUGCCCACAAGCAAGCUAUCCCCUUCCGUAGGUACUGCGGUGGUGUUGGCCGCACUGCUCAAGCUAAGUCACGCCAUUCAAACGGUCAGGGACGCUGGCCUGCCAAGUCUGCUAGAUUCAUUCUGGAUCUUCUUAAGAAUGCAGAGAGCAAUGCUGAGGUGAAAGGUCUGGAUGUUGAUACUCUUUAUGUGUCCCACAUUCAAGUUAACCAGGCCCAGAAGCAGAGGCGCCGUACCUACCGUGCUCAUGGACGCAUCAACCCUUACAUGUCCUCCCCGUGCCACAUUGAGCUUAUCCUGUCAGAGAAGGAAGAACCAGUGAAGAAAGAGCCUGAGUCUCAGAUCGCAGCCAGGAAGGCCUAGAGAAGGAAGCUUUGCCCCCCUUCUGCCUGUUUGUUAGAUCAGAUUAUUAUAUAGCCUGUGGCUUUUGGCUGAGUGAAAAUUUUGGCUGGUUGUCCGCUUGUUUGGCCUAUCGGAAAUUCGGAAUACUACUAGCUCAUACUUCGUCAAAACCGUUAUCUCUGUGUACUGAAUCUAUUACUAUGUUCUCAAAACGCAAAUCUUGGAGGUGUUUGGAUUUUCUUUAACCUGAUUCGGUCGUGAACUGAUGGUUUUUCUUGUCGUAA
Messenger RNA from Oryza sativa Japonica Group (Japanese rice), 895 nucleotides. Its product is annotated as large ribosomal subunit protein uL22. Gene Ontology annotation, cellular component: cytosolic large ribosomal subunit; ribosome. The record is from RefSeq and is a predicted model, not a curated record. Gene Ontology annotation, biological process: cytoplasmic translation. Gene Ontology annotation, molecular function: structural constituent of ribosome. Lineage: Eukaryota; Viridiplantae; Streptophyta; Magnoliopsida; Poales; Poaceae.